UUAAUUGCAACAGUGUUGGCAAUUAACCAGGAAACCUCUCAAUACCUGGGCUGCAGCAUGUGUAUCAUAUUCUUUAGGCUCAGUCGAUGUAAAUAUUUAACCAAAUGUUUGCUUUCUGUUCAGGGUGAGCUUUGUGGGAGCCGAGAACGGCCAUGUACUUUUCUUUGGAAUCCCAAAUAGUCACAGGGAGAAGCAAAAACUGCACUGCAGAACUCCUGAUGUGAAACAGAAACUCUGGCAUGUGUAUCGUUAAGUUGUGCAUCUAGAAUUGCAUACGUAACCGGCACAGAACUUCUCAGCAUGGGCAUCAAGGCAUGGCAAUCAAGAAAUGAAACCUGCACAAGUUCAAUAGAUCUGAAACUCAUCCUGCAUUAUUCACUUCUUCCAUCAAUUGCCAUCAUUGUGGUGCUCUCCUGUCUUGAAAAAAGAGCUAGGAGAAGUCUGAUAGAUGUAAAAUGGCCUCUUCUCAACGGGAGAUGUGCCAUUGUGAUACCCUUGGAUUUUGUGGGGGCAUUCCACAAUCGGUGGUCUCUGGGUUUUGCCUUUGGAGCUACAGCCAACAAAGUUAUGAUUCUGUUUUCAGAAGGCUACUUCCCACUGCAAGUGCCUGAGUGGGCUCGAGCCAUUGUACUUCUAAUUGGAGCCAUGGAAGUGGGUCUUUCCUCCUAUCCUUUCUUCGCUUGUCUUUCAUCACAUAACCAGAUUGCAGGGGCAAUGCUUGGAUUCCUUUACACAGGAACUUGGUUUGCAGUCAUAGUUGUGCACAGUGCACAGUGCCCACAUGGACAAAUUAUGGGGGACUAUGAAAAGAUCAUUUUUUACUGGCCCUCCUUGCUCUGCCAGGUUUUCCUGCUAGGCAGGUUUGUCCAUAUGUUUGUGACAGCAUCAUGGCUCCAGGCCCGGCUGGAUCUUCUAAAUGAGAAGACCUCUUUCAUGGAGGGACAUCAGGCUCAGUACAUUCAGCAACUGUUGAGGAAGCGUCCACUGCAGCAGGCUCAGAAAUCCUGGAUCCCAUGGAAGGUCUAUGAAUGGGACCCUUAUUUUCAGUUCCCCAGCAGAAUGAUCAGUAUGGCUGUCCUUGCCAUAAUCUGCCUCUACAUGUUUGUUGUGAUUGAGUUCUAUGCUUACAAGCUUGUUUCACAUGUGCUGGAAACCCUGGAAUUGAAUUUUGAGAUGCUUAUUUCUUCCAGCAACACAUCAGAAGUAGUUGCAGGUGUCCAGAAUUUGAAAGAAUUCAUUGAUGUCACAGAAGGUGUUUGGAUUUUCACCAUCUUCACUGCCUGCUUGACAUGUGUCAGCUACGUGCUCCACAUCUUGGCCUGCUACAGAAAACAUAUGAAGCGGCUGUGGGCUGGGCAGAAGGAAUUCCUUCCUUUGGUGUUUGGCAAACUGUCAUCUUCUCAAAGUGUGGCAGCAAUAGCAAGAUACUCUGGUUGGCAAAUUGCAUACAUGCUAUGGGGUUACCUGAUCAUCCACACUGUUCAGUGCCUCUUUGGGAUGAUGUUCAUGUAUGGUUUUGUUUUGCCUAUCAAGAGCGGUCAGGGAAUUCAGUUGGUUAAACAUCUGGGAACUGGGAUCCUCACACUUGCCAUUGUCAUAGGACUUAUGCAGCUGCAGAUUGUGAUAGCUACCAGAUUCUUUCUUCAGCAGAAGAUUUUACCAAAUGACAAGGAAAAGCCUUUGGCUCUUGAUAACAGGAAAGUGUUCCACAAUUUCAACUACUUCUUAUUCUUCUACAAUGUGAUGUUGGGCCUGAGCGCCUGUCUCUUCCGUCUGUUGUGCAGUGUCAUUGUAGGAGCCUGGCUGAUUGCUCGGAUAGACAGGACAAUUAUGCCCAAAGGCUAUGAAGCUGCUGACAUGGGAUUUAGGACAUGGAUUGGGAUGCUCUUUAUGGACCACUGUCACACAAAUCCCACCCUUGUCUGCUUUUGCCACCUUCUUGUGGUCAAAACCAGGGAGAGACAACAGCAGAGAACCACCAACUACCAUCACUUCAGCAAUGUCACAAUAACAGAUUUUAGGGUUUCAAUCAAAGCCAGGACAAGAUGGCUGCUGUUGUAUACUCUUCUAAAUAACCCCAACCUCUCAACAUUCAGGAAGCCAAAAUGAUGGUAUUCUUCUAUGGAUGUGCCAUCAAUUUUUAUUUUUUGUUUUUGCCUGACUAGUUCUACAGAUGGAAUGAAACAAACAAAACUCACUGAGACUGCAUUACCAUAUCCUUCAUAUGCAGCUACUUAACACUGCAUCGGACCAUUGGUCUAUCAAACCAAGUCUACUGUGACUGGCUGCAGCUCUUUCUAGUUCUGCCACUGAUACCCUCUUAACUGGAGAGGCUGGAGAUUGAAUCUGGAACCUUCUGCUUGCCAAGUACAAGCUCUGCCAUUGGGCUCUAACCAUUCCUCCCCUGAACUUUGGCUCAUAAAGCACAUGGUCUGGAGAACUGCUAUCCCAGAUGUCUUUAUGCACAUAUGAUGAUGAAGGGCUAUCCAGUUACCACCAUGGCAUCGGAAAAAGAAGACAUGGCAAUAGCUGCUACUGCUUCUGAUUCUAAAAACAACGAAGAGCA
Messenger RNA from Rhineura floridana, 2566 nucleotides. Its product is annotated as stimulated by retinoic acid gene 6 protein-like. NCBI's taxonomy places the organism in Eukaryota, Metazoa, Chordata, Lepidosauria, Squamata, Rhineuridae. Gene Ontology annotation, molecular function: signaling receptor activity; retinol transmembrane transporter activity. The transcript has 19 exons. The record is from RefSeq and is a predicted model, not a curated record. Gene Ontology annotation, biological process: lipid storage; vitamin A import into cell; positive regulation of triglyceride storage. The coding region runs from base 301 to 2109 and encodes 602 amino acids. Gene Ontology annotation, cellular component: cytosol; lipid droplet; plasma membrane.